Molecule: messenger RNA, 1049 nt
Organism: Trichobilharzia regenti
Lineage: Eukaryota; Metazoa; Platyhelminthes; Trematoda; Strigeidida; Schistosomatidae
Source: the annotation of a GenBank genome assembly
CAUAUUGAAAUAAAACGCAUUUUAUUCACAGUUAAAAUUGAUGCUUACUGAAAUAUAUUCAACAAACGCUAAUCCCCCUUGUUUGUUUGCUUUCAUAGGAGAAAGUUGUCUUCAUAGUCACACGUGUGGAAUACGUCAAUCUGUAUCACACAAUGACUGAUUGGUACAACACAUUCUUAACAAUGAAAUUACUCCACUUAUCAUCAAAGGAUGUGCACAUCUUGCUGGCGGAUGGUCAUCCUGUUGGAAGAUUUGACCAAGUGUGGUAUGAAUUGUUCCACAAUUCAAUAUCCGGAAUAGGGGUUUACAGAAGACGUUCAAGGCAGAAGAAGACAAGGAUGGUAAGAACAAAUCACAGUCUGAUUCGAACUGUGCCCAUCGGCCGGUAUGAUUAUCUACACAUCGCUAAACUUGUAUUGGUUCCAUAUGGUUAUGCAAGUCCCUUGUAUGUUGAGUCGAAUCCAACUGGAGAAAUAUUUGUCGACGAAUUCAGAAACUUUAUCCUUGAAAGCUACCAGUUAACUGACGAGGUGAGUAGAUGUCAAAGAACACCCCUGAACCAAUCAUCACAUCCUCACAUUCUUCUCAUCAGUCGACGUAAUCACAUUGCCCAUCCACGUAAUAUGAAAGGACAUGUCAGUCGAAAAAUCAGUAACGAAGAAAAGCUGUUGAGUGAAUUAAAACAAAUGGGUUUCCGAAAUUCAAUGCUUAUCGAUUUAGUUCAAUUACCCAUGUCUGAACAGAUCAAAUUAGUUAUGAAUACGGAUAUAUUAAUCGGAAUGCAUGGUGCUGCAUUGACACUGAGUUUAUUCCUUCCGAGUACUUCAUGUCCUGUUGAAUUAUUCCCCGGCUUUUGGUUUGGUUCUAAUAAACACCUUUCAAAGUUGGCUGAACUACGUGGGAUUCAAUACAUGGCUUAUCAUGGUCUCCCUGAGAAUGAUGUGUCAUCUGAUUCGUCUUACAUUCCAGUAGAUCGAUUCAAGUUGAUUGUAUUGAAAGCGAGGAGAUUAUGGAGAAUGCGAAUGGAUAGGAGAACUGUGAGUUGUUAA